Closterium sp. NIES-65 is the source of this 5469-nucleotide messenger RNA. The record is from the annotation of a GenBank genome assembly. Lineage: Eukaryota; Viridiplantae; Streptophyta; Zygnematophyceae; Desmidiales; Closteriaceae.
AUGGUCGGGGGAGGCGGAAGCAGGGGAGGCGGAAUCGGGGGAAGCGCGAUUGAGCGCGGAAGCAGCAAGCAUGCAGGGUCCGGCGUCGGCGUAGGGUUACCCGUUCGCAGCGCUUCGCCGCACAGUGUCGCCAACCACGCAGAGUCGCCCGGGCACAUGUCGGACGGGCGCGGCUCCGGCAGUCACUCGAGCCACGAGGGGCGCCGCAGGCGAAAAUCCUCCGAUAACGUCGCCGUCGAGGCGCGGGCCUCGUUGGCCGGUCUUAGUCUUUCCGGUUUAAGCGGCGGGUACGGGGCGGUCCCUACGGCCACGGGGAACAGCACGAACGGCGGCGGGGGGCGAAGCAGAAGCGGCGCAAUGGGCGGCGCGGCGAGACAGCCGACGCUGGAGUCGAUGCGAAACGGGGUUAACAACAGCAGCAACAGCAGCAGUAUCAAUAGCGUCGUCGAUCCGCGAUUACCGCUCGUCAACACCCCUGACUCCAUACCGUCAGAUGCGGACAAGCCGCGGUUUCCGUUAAAGCCAUCUGUGAACGCGGCGCAAUUUCCGCCGGGGAGCGCGGAGUUGGCGGCGGCGGCGGCGGCUUUGGCGGCCGCUGCCGGCGGAGUCGCGUAUUGCAAGCCGCGGUACCAGUUCUGCCCGAAUUGCGGGUUUCAGUUAGUAGAAAACCCGAUAAUAGAACCCAUCUUAAAGCCCGUUGUUCCCGCUGUGGCGGAGGAGGAGACGGAUUCGGAACAAGACUGCGACGACGACGCGAGCGAGGUAUCUGUACCACGUGUCAAAGCGCCAUUGGCGAACGCCAAGGCGAAAACCAAGAAGGGGAAGAGCCACGCGGAAAAAGAAAGGCCGCGCAGCAGGCGUUCUUCCGCGGAGCACAGUAGCAGUGGCGGGGGUGAUUCCGACGCCGGCGGAGGGGGCGGAGCUUCCGCCGCGGGGAGAGCGGGAAGCGACGCGGAAGAGCCUGGCGCGCGGAAGCCCACCCCCGCGUUUCCCCCGUCCGCGUCUUCCGCAGGGAAAGAGAUUGAGGGGAGCCGCAUGGACCGGCUGAGAGCGCCGGAGGUGGGACAGCGCCAGGUGCUCCGCCACAUGGAGAAGGGCGGCGGAGCGGGCGCGGGCGGCGGAAAGGGGCGCCAUCGGCGCAUCGGGAGCGUGGAUCAUAAUAUUUAUUCCGCUGCUAUGCCGCUCACGAAGGGGCGGCUGGCGGGCGGCGCGGGGGCAGCGGCGGGGAGGGAUCAGGGUUACGCGGAUGCGGAGGGGGGAGGGAUGGGCGUGGGACGCGCGGGGAUGAGGGGGAUCGCGUCUCCCGUUCAGGAGGAUGACGGGGAGGGGACGGAGCGUAGCUCGCCGACGGAAUCCGUCACGUUGUCUGACGUGUCCGUGGCUACGGGGCGCGACGCGCCGGGUGGCGGCGCGAGCGCUGUCAGCGCCGCGAUUUCCGCCCACAGAAAGCGGUUGGGGAUCGGGGGCGAUGGGGGGAGCGAGAGGGGGAGCGAGCGGGGGAGCGAGAGGGGGAGCGCGGCGGGUUCGCCCAGGGGGGAACCUGGAGGCGCAGGGUCUCCGCGGAAAUCCGCUAUAGGGCUGAAAAAGCUACAGCUAAGAGUGGAAAUCGGGGCAGAUGAUAGCGGGGAUGAGGGCAGAGAGGUUAAACUGGUGGCGGUAGGCCCCCCCGCGGGGAAGGCGGGGGGAGGGGGGAUGGGGGGAGAGGGGGCAGGGGGAAGCGGAGCAGGAGGAAUGGGGAGAGGAGUGCGGGAGGUGGCGGGGAUAGGGUCUGUGAAAGAAAGGUCUGGGCUGAGGAGGGAGGGUAGUGGGGUGAGAGGGAGUGUCGGGGUUGGGGCGGGCGGGGGAGCAUUGGGAGCAGCAGCAGCAGCAGCAGGGGGGGGGAUACCAGCGGCAGCUGUAGCACCAGUGACCGUAGCGCCGGUGGCUGUAGCGGGGCCGGUGGCGGCGCUACAGAAGGGCGCGCACCGGCGCAUAUCAUCAUGGGUGGACGGGGGCAGCCUGCGGCACACGGACUUCAUCCUGCGCAAGCCGUACCGCGAGGUCACCGAGGUGUUUGACGUGCAGGAGGAGGAGCUGGGCGUGGGGCAGUUCGGCGUUAUUCGAUCGUGCGUCAAUAGAAUGACUGGCGCGCUGCUGGCUUGCAAAACGAUCAGCAAGGAACGGAUUGUGUGCCCAGAGGAUGCAGAGGACGUGCGCAAGGAGGUGCAGCUGAUGCAGCAGCUGCGGGGCCACCCCAACAUCAUCGACCUCUAUGAGACUUUUGAGGACAGCAAGCAUGUGCACCUGGUGAUGGAGAUCUGCAAGGGAGGGGAGCUGUUCGACCGCAUCAAGCUGAGGGGGCAGUACAGCGAGCGCAGCGCGGCGCUCGUGUGCCAGACGCUCGUGGAGGCGCUGCUCUACUGCCACUCCAAUGGCAUUGCUCACCGCGACGUGAAGCCGGAGAACAUUCUCCUCAUGCACAAGGAUGACGACACCAAUAUCAAAGUUAUCGACUUUGGCGUCGCCACGCGAUUCAGACACGGCGAGCCCCUGACAGAGUUUGUCGGCACGCCCUACCACAUGGCCCGAGAGGUCCCCACCGGCUCUUACAGAUGUGCAUCUCAUUCUUCCUUGUCCCUAUCCUCUCCUCACCCCUCCCUUACAGGCGAGCCUCUCACUGAGUUCGUAGGCACGCCGUACUACAUGGCCCCAGAGGUCCUCACCGGCUCGUACGGCCCCGAAUCAGAUAUCUGGUCGGCGGGUAUCGUCCUAUACAUCAUGCUGUGCGGCUUCCCGCCGUUCUGGGCGGCGAGCAACGAGGGCAUAUUCGAUGCGAUCCGGCGCAAGGAGGUGCAGUUCAGGUCCGCCAAGUGGCGCACUUCCGCCAGCAGUCAGGAUGAACUCUCUGUCGCCGUUACAUCAGUAGUCGCCGUCACCUCCCCUGAGUGCUUCAGUCUUUCGUUCCUACGCGCUGCCUCACCACUCCUCAGUUCCUCCCCUCGCUCCUUACCUCCACCCUUCUCUCCGCUCCUUACCUCCACCCUUCUCUCUGCUCCUUACCUCCACCCUUCUCUCUGCUCCUUACCUCCACCCUUCUCUCUGCUCCUUACCUCCACCCUUCUCUCUGCUCCUUACCUCCACCCUUCUCUCUGCUCCUUACCUCCACCCUUCUCUCUGCUCCUUACCUCCACCCUUCUCUCUGCUCCUUACCUCCACCCUUCUCUCCGCUCCUUACCUCCACCCUUCUCUCUGCUCCUUACCUCCACCCUUCUCUCUGCUCCUUACCUCCACCCUUCUCUCUGCUCCUUACCUCCACCCUUCUCUCUGCUCCUUACCUCCACCCUUCUCUCUGCUCCUUACCUCCACCCUUCUCUCCUCUCCUUACCUCCACCCUUCUCUCCGCUCCUUACCUCCACUCCACCCUUCUCUCCGCUCCUUACCUCCACCCUUCUCUCCGCUCCUUACCUCCACCCUUCUCUCCGCUCCUUACCUCCACCCUUCUCUCCGCUCCUUACCACCACCCUUCUCUCCGCUCCUUACCUCCACCCUUCUCUCCUCUCCUUACCUCCACCCUUCUCUCUGCUCCUGACCUCCACCCUUCUCUCUGCUCCUUACCUCCACCCUUCUCUCUGCUCCUUACCUCCACCCUUCUCUCUGCUCCUUACCUCCACCCUUCUCUCUGCUCCUUACCUCCACCCUUCUCUCUGCUCCUUACCUCCACCCUUCUCUCUGCUCCUUACCUCCACCCUUCUCUCUGCUCCUUACCUCCACCCUUCUCUCUGCUCCUUACCUCCACCCUUCUCUCUGCUCCUUACCUCCACCCUUCUCUCUGCUCCUUACCUCCACCCUUCUCUCCGCUCCUUACCUCCACCCUUCUCUCUGCUCCUUACCUCCACCCUUCUCUCUGCUCCUUACCUCCACCCUUCUCUCUGCUCCUUACCUCCACCCUUCUCUCUGCUCCUUACCUCCACCCUUCUCUCUGCUCCUUACCUCCACCCUUCUCUCCUCUCCUUACCUCCACCCUUCUCUCCGCUCCUUACCUCCACUCCACCCUUCUCUCCGCUCCUUACCUCCACCCUUCUCUCCGCUCCUUACCUCCACCCUUCUCUCCGCUCCUUACCUCCACCCUUCUCUCCGCUCCUUACCACCACCCUUCUCUCCGCUCCUUACCUCCACCCUUCUCUCCUCUCCUUACCUCCACCCUUCUCUCUGCUCCUUACCUCCACCCUUCUCUCUGCUCCUUACCUCCACCCUUCUCUCUGCUCCUUACCUCCACCCUUCUCUCUGCUCCUUACCUCCACCCUUCUCUCUGCUCCUUACCUCCACCCUUCUCUCUGCUCCUUACCUCCACCCUUCUCUCUGCUCCUUACCUCCACCCUUCUCUCUGCUCCUUACCUCCACCCUUCUCUCUGCUCCUUACCUCCACCCUUCUCUCUGCUCCUUACCUCCACCCUUCUCUCCGCUCCUUACCUCCACCCUUCUCUCUGCUCCUUACCUCCACCCUUCUCUCUGCUCCUUACCUCCACCCUUCUCUCUGCUCCUUACCUCCACCCUUCUCUCUGCUCCUUACCUCCACCCUUCUCUCUUCUCCUUACCUCCACCCUUCUCUCCUCUCCUUACCUCCACCCUUCUCUCCGCUCCUUACCUCCACUCCACCCUUCUCUCCGCUCCUUACCUCCACCCUUCUCUCCGCUCCUUACCUCCACCCUUCUCUCCGCUCCUUACCUCCACCCUUCUCUCCGCUCCUUACCACCACCCUUCUCUCCGCUCCUUACCUCCACCCUUCUCUCCUCUCCUUACCUCCACCCUUCUCUCUGCUCCUUACCUCCACCCUUCUCUCUGCUCCUUACCUCCACCCUUCUCUCUGCUCCUUACCUCCACCCUUCUCUCUGCUCCUUACCUCCACCCUUCUUUCUGCUCCUUACCUCCACCCUUCUCUCUGCUCCUUACCUCCAUCCUUCUCUCUGCUCCUUACCUCCUCCCUUCUCUCUGCUCCUUACCUCCACCCUUCUCUCUGCUCCUUAUCUCCACCCUUCUCUCCGCUCCUUACCUCCACCCUCCUCCCCCUACGCCUCACCUCACCUCCUUCCUGGGGGGGUGCGCCCAUCGUCACCCAACGUCUGCCCGCCUUCGCCUCUAACCCAGCAGCAAGCCUCUGUUGCCUCUGAGCCGACCGCAGCAGGAGCCAUGCAAGCAGCCGGCAGUGCAGAGCUGGUGCCGCCGAGACCCCAUUCCGUCUCCACCCAGUCUCCUCUGGCACCACUGCCGCCUGCGUCAGCUGCAGCGUCCCAGCAAUCCCACCAGCUGCACCAGUCCCAGCAGGCCCACCAGGCACAGCAGCGGCACCAGGAGGAGGUGCAGAGAAUGCUGGCGGCAAAGCGGGCAGCGGUGCAGAGAGCAAGGCAGAUGGGCGCCACAGGCCACUUCAAGCCGUGCGACUCCAUGUUUGGGAACUCCCUCGUUCCUGUGAUUCCAUUCCAGCAACCUUAG